UAUGUCAGCCUCCAUGAAAUUAGUCAGUGCGAGUCAGAAAUUGAAGUAUUCUUGAAAUAGUCCUUGGUGUGGAUGUCCAGGAACCCAGACAUGGAUUCUGUAACAAAAGAUGAGAAAGGGGAAACACAGGCUAGUGCCACAAUUUCAAAGAAACAGCUUAGGAGACAGCAACGACAAGAAAAAUGGUUAUCCAUAAAAGCAGAUGUUAGAGCUAAAGAAAAACAGAGAAAGAAGCAGAAAAGACGAGAGGCCCUCGAAAGAGGAGAUGUCAUGGCACCCACCAGGAAAAAGUUGCGGACUAACACAAUGGCUAAAUCUUCUUGUAAAACUUCUGUAGUUAUAGAUUGUUCUUUGGAUGGAUAUAUGGGGGAGAAGGAUAUAAUGAAGCUAGUGAAGCAGAUUCAGUUUUGUUACUCCAGCAAUCGAAGAGCACAGAAUCCUAUGCAGUUUCAUGUCACUGGUGUACAUGGCCAGACAAAAGCGAGACUGGAGAGCAUUGGAGAUUAUCAGAACUGGGAU
Molecule: messenger RNA, 519 nt
Organism: Saccostrea cuccullata (small rock oyster)
Lineage: Eukaryota; Metazoa; Mollusca; Bivalvia; Ostreida; Ostreidae
Exons: 3
Biological process (GO): tRNA N1-guanine methylation
Cellular component (GO): nucleoplasm; nucleus
Molecular function (GO): tRNA binding
Source: RefSeq, a predicted model, not a curated record